AUGGAGGUAAAUACCCCCCUGCCCACUCUACAACCUCUGACAAGGCCCCAGUCCGAACAGUCAUUCAUACCCCUCCAUACAACCUUUCAAACCCAGCUGACGUCUGAGGAUGAACACAUGAUAGCGGCCAUAACUAACGCACCGCAAAACUUUGCAGUCACUAUCGCUGACCAAGUGGAGGACAAGAAUAUCUCCGACUCUGACUCCGACAACCCAGACUCUGCCCGGUCCGGCCCCCUCCUUGGGAAAAAUCAUCAAGGAAGUGGUAAAAACAAAGAUCUCACUUUAGCAACCGAAAAUGAAACGAGGAAACAUGCGAGAUCACCCACUGCCAACCAAAAAUCCUCCCUUGUGCCUACUCCCGAUGUCUUCGACCUUGGGUCGGGUGGCUUGGCAGCCUUCCAAAAAAACACAAACCCCAUUGAAUUCCCCCCAUCCUGUAGCCCGGCCACUGAAGGCAAUGGAUCCCCCAUCGCCACUGACCAACCAACCUUCAUACCGGUAAUCGCUGAACAACCUGACGAUGGAAGAGACGAUCUAAACUGGCUACCACUAGGACCUGACCUGGCAAACUUUUACACACACAGCCUCCACCCAGGCCACCUCCUUGAAGGAGCAAACCCCAACUGUGCCAAAGCCUGGCUAAAAAAGGCAGGUGCCAUCCUAGCCAUGCCCCUUGAUGCCGCCCACAGCAAAGAAAACACUAGCAAUUUCCAAACCAACAUGGAAGCCUUUCUAGAAAGGGCAUUCCCAGACCAAGUCGGGGAAGUAAACAUCAUCCCCCCUGUCCCUAUUGACCUUAGAUGUGGUGGAACCCCCCAAUAUGCCAAACCAUGGGGCUUCCUAGUUGAAGGCCUAAAUCCCCAAUUUGCCGACUGUCAAGGACUCGUCUGGGGUUGA
This is a messenger RNA of Cantharellus anzutake, 900 nucleotides long. RefSeq lists its product as uncharacterized. The coding region runs from base 1 to 900 and encodes 299 amino acids. NCBI's taxonomy places the organism in Eukaryota, Fungi, Basidiomycota, Agaricomycetes, Cantharellales, Hydnaceae. The record is from RefSeq and is a predicted model, not a curated record. The transcript has 2 exons.